CUUCAGCUUGUUGUUCCGUAAACAGUUAGAAAGAGGGCUCGGAAAUGUCACACUAACAGCCAGAUAAACAGACUACACACGCUGUUUAAAGCUUGGUGUAGUUCACCCUUGCCGUUUUAAUGUAUUUUGUACUGUUUUCUGUUCUGGCUUUUCUAUCGAGAUGUCAUUGUUUGACCGAGAAAGUUGAAAAGAAUGAUAACCACUGUGGUCUCUUGAAGCAGCUGCUCGAAUCCACAUCACUUGCAGUGGAAAUCAACAAGAAGGGUCUUCACAGGGAGGUGGUCACCACGGUGGAGCUCAGCCCUGGUGAGCUCAGUGGUGUCAGAGCUUUGCUGCUUCAUAGAUGGCCCAGAGGUGUCUUCGUCGAUCCGUACCAACUCGCGUCUCUGAGGGAUCAAAGUGACUGGCAGAUAUUAGUAGAUUCAGCCAUUGACCUCGAGGUGCCUGCUCACAAGGCCUCAGGAUUUGUCACCUAUGUGUAUCCUACUCCUGAUGGACCAGCUCCAAGGCUGCUGAAAGUAACUAUUCCCAUACAUGGUCGCUACCAUGAGCCUUCUUUUGAUGGGAAAACGCAGACAUCAGUUGACAUAGAGCCUCCAGAGCUGCUGCUGCGGACUGAAAAAUGUACACAGCUCAGAGCCUUAGAGCCUCAUACUGUCGUCGACGCCCCCUGUACUCCUGACAAUUCAAGCAUAUGUUCAUGGGUUAAACUCCAGCAUCAGCAGGAUCAAGGCCCAGUGAGUUUACAGUUUCCAGUUGGUGACGGGUCUCUGGUGAUGCCUGUCUGUGGUGGAACUCUUCUAGUCACGAUGAUCUGCUGUGCAGAGCUGUCAAAGUACAUGUGGAAACAUCAAAUCAUUUAAACUGUGAUGGUCAGCGUAGCAUAUUUUAAAGAGCUCAUGAGUAUCUAAUUAUACAUCUUUGUCUGAUGGUAGGUUUAAUUCUGGCAUCACUCGGAUCAAAGUCAAACAGCACUUAAUCCUCUGAGGUGACACAAACCAAGUUCAUGUCUAUUAUUCAGUCCAGGUUCCUGGUGUGACUCUGCAUUCAGUUGACCUUGUUCUUGAAAUAGGCCUCAGUUACUGUAAGUCAGCAGCUAAAUCUUUGUGUUGGUUAGUCCUCUAAUUUUUUGUUCAAAAUGUUCUGUUUUUCUUGGAUCUGUCAUCUGAACAUUGCCCUGAACGAUGAAACACUAUUUUUAUUUAUUCAGACACUUACCUCAAGAACAUCUGUGGCCAGACAUCUUUUAUCCCAACUGCAUUUUAAAUUUAAACUCCCAAGUGAUGCAAAGCAAAGAUCUGUGUUGAUUUUUGUUUUGUUGCACUAAAGACCUGUCUUGUACUGGCAAUAAAGUGUUGCUCUACUGUGUUAAAACUCU
This is a messenger RNA of Acanthopagrus latus (yellowfin seabream), 1378 nucleotides long. RefSeq names its product phosphatidylinositol glycan anchor biosynthesis, class X (gene pigx). The transcript has 6 exons. The record is from RefSeq and is a predicted model, not a curated record. Lineage: Eukaryota; Metazoa; Chordata; Actinopteri; Spariformes; Sparidae. Bases 120 to 863 code for a protein of 247 amino acids. Gene Ontology annotation, cellular component: endoplasmic reticulum membrane. Gene Ontology annotation, biological process: GPI anchor biosynthetic process.